Durusdinium trenchii is the source of this 211-nucleotide messenger RNA. The record is from the annotation of a GenBank genome assembly. Lineage: Eukaryota; Dinophyceae; Suessiales; Symbiodiniaceae.
GUUCGUCGGUGGAGUAUUCGGAUGACCAGUGGGAUCACUGGGAAGGGGGUGCCGAAGCUUCGGAGUCGGAUGGUGGUGCAUGGAGGUCAUGGCGUGACGAUGACCAGGGCAGUGAACGACAGGUGGAUGCAAGCGGUGAAGAUGAGGGUCAAGGUCGGUUACCAUCCGGCAAGGUGACGUCCGUGCACGAGCGGGCUGACAAGGACGACCA